Messenger RNA from Frieseomelitta varia, 2573 nucleotides. RefSeq names its product neprilysin-11-like (gene Nep5). The record is from RefSeq and is a predicted model, not a curated record. Gene Ontology annotation, cellular component: plasma membrane. Gene Ontology annotation, biological process: protein processing. Gene Ontology annotation, molecular function: metalloendopeptidase activity. The transcript has 14 exons. NCBI's taxonomy places the organism in Eukaryota, Metazoa, Arthropoda, Insecta, Hymenoptera, Apidae. Bases 573 to 2444 code for a protein of 623 amino acids.
UCCUCCGAAGCAAGUCGCGAAACCUUGAAAGGAAUCUUGAACGUGUAAACUACAACGAUGAUCGAUUACGUGCAUGUUUCAAGGAAGUAAGUACUACAUGUUUUAGUGAUAAACUUUGCAUACGUCAGCCGCGUCGAAGGCCAAAGUGGUUCGGCUGUCUAAAACACGUACAUUCUCGCGUCAAUCGUCUUCAAUCUUGCAAUCUCGAGCCAACGGUUGGAUCGCGAUCAAAGUAACGAAACUCGGACUUGAAUUUUUCGAUUGGAAAUUUGGAGUUUUGGCACCAAUCAGAGAACUUGGCUCAUCGUCAGACUUUACUGGCCAACGAAGGAGGAGUAACAUGUGCGAAACAUCGUUUUAACGGGGCAAAACACGUGGCCGGUUGGGGUGAACGACGCUGGUACGCACAGGUGAAAAUAGAAAGAGAGAGAGAGAGAGAGAGAGAGGCGAGUAGUUCGACGUAACGAGAACCACUGGCAAAGCAGGAAAAUGUGAACGUAUGGAUAGCCUCCGUUGUCCCUCGAGGUUGUCGUCAGUGUCGUCAGUUCGAUCCGGUCACUGGGCCAUUCACCAUGAACGAGCGCAAGGAUGAAACGCGUUCGAUUUACACAGUCGCCAGCAACCAGAAUCUGAUACCAGUAAAGUCCAGACGCGCCUAUUUAAGGAGACGAAGAUACGUACCGAAUCUAACGAUGAUCGUAUUAUUCCUCUUGAUGGCCUUAUCCAUCACGAUGGCCUUGGUGUUUUCUAUACUCUAUGCAACCAACAGACCGGCAAAGCUUUGCGAAACGGAGAAUUGCGUCCGCAUAGCUGCUAGUCUGAAAGAAUCUAUGGACACUUCUGUAGACCCUUGCGACGACUUUUACAAAUACGCGUGCGGAAAGUGGCCAGACGAACAUCCUAUACCAGAUAAGAGUCUAACGAACUCGUGGUUCGACGAGCGCAGAGAAAGAAUGUACAGGAAAAUAAGAGAGCUGUUGCGGGGCAACGCGACGAGAAGCGACGAACCAUGGGCCGUGUCGCAGGCAAAAAUAUUGUACAACAGCUGCAUGGACGUGCACGCGAUAAACGAGCUGGGUCUCGAACCACUGUUCGACCUGUUGGAGCAACUCAAUUUGCCUCGGGUUCCCGCCGCGCUCACCAAAAAGACCAACGGUUACAUCGAACAAAUAGCCAAGGUGAAGAAGCUUCUGGGAAGAGACGUGUUCUUCGGUUUCGACAUUGUUCCUGAUCCUCGGAACACCAGUAACAACGUCAUGUUGUUCGACACACCGAUCAUGAGCAACCCCUUACCCAACGACAAGGAGCUCGAGAAACGACUGCACGCGAUCAGGUCACGUUUCCGUAAACUGGAGAAUCAAGAAGAAGAUGAAGAGGAGAAAGAGGAGGAGGAGGAGGAGGAGGAGGAGGAAAGUACCGAGAACAAGCUGAAGUUAAAGGAAGCAGAAACGACCUACAUAACCGACGUGAUUAAGCAGAUCGUGAAUAAUGGGACCCUCGAUUCGUGCUCCUUGAACGAUGAAUCAUCGUUUCCUGACGAGCAAGACCUGGACGAAAUAAUCGAGACGCUCUACGAAUUGACCAGCACUUUUUACUACCUGUCUCGUCUGGAGAGCAACGAAAGCAUCUGGGAGGACGAUCCGACUGUUGACGAUUACAUGUUGGUGGACGAUCUUCAAAAGUUGACCGACCUCUUUGUGACGAAAACCAAUUCGACGCUCACGCCUAAACCACUGUGGCGACCGUUCAUCGAGUUACUCUUCGAGGACAUCGGCACUUUGGAUCUAAACGAGAAGGACAAGAUAUUGGUGGCCGAUCUAGAGUACUUGAAGGAGAUUGCUCUGACGUUGGCUCUCGCCGAGGAAGAAGAAUUGGAGAGCUACAUCUGGUGGGUGGUCGUGGACAUAAUUGUGCCUCACUCGUCCGACAAUUUGAAGAAAAUCUGGCUGGACUACACCAGAGAGGUGACCGACGUCGAGAUCGGCGAAUCGAGAUCCCUCCUUUGCACGUCCGCGGUCAACGAAUUGAUGGGAAUGGCGGUCUCUUGGUUGUUCGUCGACCCGUCGUUUCACGAAAACAAAGGCAAAAGGGUGCUGGAGAUGCUGGACGACAUAAAGCAAGCCUUCGCCUCGAUGGUUUCGCGCACCGAUUGGAUGGAUCAACGGACGAAAAUGGCCACGCUGGAGAAAAACGAGAACAUGAUUUCUCAAAUUGGCUUUCCGGAUUGGUUGUUCGACGAGACGGUACUCAACGAGUACUACGAAGGCAUAGAUCUGUCGGAGACGAGAUACCUGAACAACAUGAUUCAAAUCGUUCGACUCAUGUCCCUGUCCGAAUUGGAAUGCAUCCACGAAACUAACUAUAACAACCUGUCGUACUGGGCCACCGAUCCAACGGAUGUAAAUGCAUUUCACACCUAUCAAUUCAAUCACAUAAAUCUCUGAAUUACGGCGCCAUCGGGACGGUGCUUGGCCACGAAUUAACUCACGGAUUCGACAACGUCGGAAGAUACUUCGACAGCAACGGGAACGUGAGGCAAUGGUGGACCAACGAGACCGCCACGAGAUACACUG